Molecule: messenger RNA, 3783 nt
Organism: Syzygium oleosum
Lineage: Eukaryota; Viridiplantae; Streptophyta; Magnoliopsida; Myrtales; Myrtaceae
Product: protein QUIRKY
Exons: 1
Coding region: 86-3289 (1067 amino acids)
Source: RefSeq, a predicted model, not a curated record
GCGCUCCCUUCUCCUCCUCUUCUUCCUUCUUCUUCUUCUUCAUCAUCUUCGACCCAACCCCUCGGAGCCCCACGACGAUGGCACCAUGACGACAACGACGACGCCGACGCCGACGCCGACGCCGCCGCCGCCCCAGACCGUGCGGAAGCUCCUCGUCGAGGUCGUGGACGCGCGGGACCUCCUCCCCAAGGACGGCCAGGGCAGCUCCAGCCCUUACGUCAUCGUGGAGUUCGACCACCAGAAGAGGCGCACCUCCACCCGGUACCGCGACCUCAACCCGGCAUGGCACGAGGCCCUCGAGUUCGUCGUCUCCGACCCGGAGAGCAUGGAGUACGAGGAGCUCGACGUCGAGGUGUUCAACGACAAGAAGUUCGCCGCCGGCGGCGGGGCCCGGAAGAACCACUUCCUCGGCCGGGUCAAGCUCUACGGCACCCAGUUCGCGAAGCGCGGGGAGGGGGGCCUGGUGUACUUCCAGCUGGAGAAGAAGAGCGUGUUCAGCUGGAUACGCGGCGAGAUUGGGCUGAGGAUCUGCUACUACGACGAGCUGGUGGAGGAGCAACCGCCGCCGCCGCCGCAGGAAGAGGAGGAGCCGCCGCCUCCCCCCGGGGAGCCCGCCGAGGGCGCGCCGCCGCCGGUGAUGGUGGUGGAGGAGGGAAGGGUCUUUGAAAUGCCGCCGGGGGCCGUCGCGGUGGAGUGCUGCCACCCGCCGCGGCGCCGCGACCGGUCGCCCUCCCCUCCCGUGGUCGUCAUCGAGGAGUCGCCGCCGCCGCCGCCCCAGGCGGUGCACCUGCGCCACGAGCCCCCGCCCGAGGCGAUGCCGCCGGCGGCGCAGACGCACCACGCGGCGGCAGGCCCCCCGGUGGCGGAGGCGGCGAUGCAGUACCCUACGCCGGAGGUGCGGAGGAUGCAGGGUGCGAGGGUCGGCGAGAGGGUCAGGGUCCUGCGGCGGCCCCCGAGCGGCGACUUCUCGCCGAGGGUGAUAUCGUCGCACCACCAGAGAUUCGCGUCGGAGACGGAGAGGAUCCAUCCGUACGAUCUGGUGGAGCCAAUGCAGUACCUGUUCAUCAGGAUCGUCAAGGCGCGAGGCCUCGCCCGCAACGAGAGCCCCUACGUGAAGGUCCGCACGUCCACCCACUACGUCCGCUCGAAGUCGGCGGUCCACCGUCCCUGCGAGCCGACCGACUCGCCGGAGUGGCACCAGGUCUUCGCGCUCGGCCACAACAAGCCCGAGUCGGCGAGCUCCACGCUGGAGAUCUCCGUCUGGGACUCCCCGUCGGAGAGCUUCCUCGGCGGCGUCUGCUUCGAUCUCUCCGACGUGCCGGUCCGCGACCCGCCCGACAGCCCGCUUGCCCCGCAGUGGUACCGCCUCGAGGGCAGCGACGCGGCGGAGAAGAGCCGCGUCUCCGGUGACGUCCAGCUCUCCGUCUGGAUUGGCACCCAGGCCGACGACGCGUUCCCCGAGGCGUGGAGCUCCGACGCGCCGCACGUGGCCCACACGCGCUCCAAGGUGUACCAGUCUCCGAAGCUGUGGUACCUGCGGGUGACGGUGAUCGAAGCUCAGGACCUCCACAUCGCUCCGAAUCUGCCGCCGUUGACGGCGCCGGAGGUCAGGGUCAAGGCGCAGCUGGGGUUCCAGUCGGUGCGGACGCGGCGUGGGUCCAUGAGCAACCACGCGCCGUCGUUCCACUGGAACGAGGACCUCGUACUCGUCGCCGGCGAGCCACUGGAGGACUCGCUCAUUUUGCUGGUGGAGGACCGUUCGAGCAAGGAGACUCUGCUCCUCGGGCACAUUCUGAUUCCGGUUAGCUCCAUCGAGCAGCGAAUAGACGAGAGGCACGUGGCCGCCAAGUGGUUCGCGCUCGAGGGCGGGGGCGGGGGCGGGGGCGGGGGCGGGGGCGGCAGUGGCUGCGGCGGCGGAGGCAGGCCUUACUGCGGCAGAUUGUAUCUGAGGCUGUGCUUGGAAGGCGGUUAUCACGUGCUUGAUGAGGCCGCGCACGUGUGCAGCGACUUCCGGCCCACGGCGAAGCAGCUGUGGAAGCCGGCGGUCGGGAUUCUGGAGCUGGGUAUCCUCGGCGCCCGGGGGCUUUUGCCCAUGAAGUCGAAAGGCCCCGGUAAAGGGUCCACGGACGCGUACUGCGUGGCCAAGUAUGGCAAGAAGUGGGUUCGGACCCGGACCAUCACGGACAGCUUCGACCCGCGGUGGAACGAGCAGUACACGUGGCAGGUCUAUGACCCGUGCACUGUGCUCACCGCCGGGGUCUUCGACAACUGGCGGAUGUUUGCCGAACCGUCCGACGACAAGCCAGAUUGCCGCAUUGGGAAGAUCUGUAUUCGGGUAUCCACAUUGGAGAGUAACAAGGUGUAUACCAAUUCGUAUCCGCUGUUAGUGUUGACAAGAACCGGGUUGAGGAAAAUGGGCGAGAUCGAAUUGGCGAUCCGGUUCGCUUGCCCAUCUUUGUUGCCGGAUACUUGCAUGGUCUAUGGUCAGCCCUUGUUGCCGCGGAUGCACUAUCUCCGCCCGCUCGGGGUGGCCCAACAGGAGGCGCUUCGAGGGGCCGCCACCAAGAUGGUAGCUGCGUGGCUUGCGCGGUCGGAGCCACCGCUCGGGCCGGAAGUGGUCAGGUACAUGUUGGAUGCUGAUUCGCAUACAUGGAGCAUGAGAAAGAGCAAGGCGAACUGGUUCAGGAUCGUGGCCGUGCUGGCAUGGGCGAUUGGGCUGGCGAAAUGGUUGGACGACAUCAGGAGGUGGCGGAACCCGGUCACGACUGUCCUAGUCCAUGUCCUGUACCUGGUGCUCGUGUGGUACCCGGAUUUGAUCGUGCCCACCGGGUUCUUAUACGUGUUCUUGAUUGGGGUGUGGUACUAUAGAUUCAGGCCGAGGAUACCGGCCGGGAUGGACACUAAGCUCUCGCAGGCCGAGUCGGUAGACCCGGAUGAAUUGGAUGAGGAAUUCGACACGAUACCGAGCUCGAAGCCGCCGGACAUCAUCCGGGCCAGAUACGAUCGGUUACGACUGCUGGCGGCCCGGGUCCAGACGGUCCUGGGCGAUUUCGCGACCCAAGGAGAGAGGGUCCAAGCCUUGGUGAGCUGGAGGGACCCGAGAGCGACGAAGCUGUUCAUAGGAGUGUGCCUCGCCAUCACGCUGACACUGUACACGGUGCCGCCGAAAAUGGUGGCGGUGGCCCUAGGUUUCUACUACCUCCGCCACCCGAUGUUCAGGGACCCGAUGCCGCCGGCGAGCCUCAACUUUUUCCGGAGACUCCCGAGUCUCUCCGAUCGGCUAAUGUAGAUUUAGAGUCUUGGAAAAAAAAAAAGAAAAAGACACUUCGGUAGAAAUUAGUCCUAUGGUAUUUUUUUGGAGGGGGAGGGGCCAAGAUUUUUAUGGGGAGGGAAGAGACAAAGGGGCACUGUUUUCACGUUGAAAAAGUUGUCCUAGAAUAACGCUGUAAGAGAGGAAAAGGGUGGGGAGUUGAAUGAUGUUCUUUUUUUUGUGGGUUGUGUACCAAUUGAUUGACUAACCUAUUCAAAGGGCUUUGAAAUAAGAGAAAGGAGGGGGAGAGAGGCAGUGAAAAUAGGGGUGUUGUUGGGAAAAAAAAAAACAAAACAUAUUGGAUUGAGUGUUUCUUUCUCUUUUAUAAAAUUUUUCAUCAGAAUGAAGGGACAGACAUUUUGAAAAAAGCCAGUGCGGUUUUGCUGUCAUGAAAAGGUGUAACCCACCAUUGAGAUGGUUUCUGACAUUGUUGAAUGGAAAAGAGAUCGCCUUCUCCAGUUCCCAUUUUCACA